AUGAGACGCACGUGUCUGCCGAUCAUAUUCACCCAAUUCAAUUUUCACAAAAUUAGGGUUCCUUAUUCCUCCCUUUCUAAAGAAUGUCCGAGACGCCAGAAAUCUUCUCUCAAUGCGACAUUUCUGAGCAAGAAAAGGAGAAACUGGUUGGGGAAGUGAUCCGCUACAUCCUGUUCAAGACUGAGCAAAAUUCAGGGUGUCCGAUAAGAAGGGAAGAAUUGACUCAGUUGAUUACUGGUAAAGGGUACAAGCAGAGAAAUUUGCCCGCUUAUGUAAUCAAUGAGGCCAAGUCAAAGCUCUCAUCGAUUUUUGGGUAUGAACUGAGAGAACUUCAGCGGUCUCGGCCUUCUGUUUCAGUUAAUCCAGGGCGUGCCUCGCGAUCACAGCAAUCCGUGGCUGAUGCAAAAUCAUAUAUACUCAUCAGUCAGCUACCAGCUGAUAUCUACAGAAAAUUUGUGGAGGAUACAAGUUCAUCACACAUGACGGGUUUUACUUUUGUUGUUAUCGGCAUUAUCCAUCUUGGUGGAGGCAAAGUUACAGAAGAAAGUCUUUGGCAUCACCUAAGGCGGUUGGGAUUGCAUGAAAAUGAGGAAAACCAUCCGGAUUUUGCAAACACAAAACUGGCAUUAGAAGCACUUGUCCAGAAAAGAUAUCUACAGAAAGAAAAAGUCAAUGGCCCUGAAGGAAGCACUGUAUAUUAUGAGCUUGCUGAGAGGGCUCUAGAUGGAACAAUCAAUGACAGAAUCAAAGAAUACGUAUCUCAGAUUGUGCAAAAAGAUGUCACCUCACUGGAGGCUGAUUAAAUUUCUUAUUUCGGGUGGAUUGUUUUUGUACAAGUUCACCUACC
Sesamum indicum (sesame) is the source of this 847-nucleotide messenger RNA. RefSeq names its product melanoma-associated antigen G1-like protein. Gene Ontology annotation, cellular component: nucleus. Lineage: Eukaryota; Viridiplantae; Streptophyta; Magnoliopsida; Lamiales; Pedaliaceae. The record is from RefSeq and is a predicted model, not a curated record.